AAAUAGUAGAGCUACCACGGGUAAAAAAUGUGACACCUUUCCUUCCAGCUGAUUCUCAUUCUUUUUCUCCGAUUGAAUCGCAAUCACAAAUUCCAGUGGAAGUAAUUCCUGUGGUGAGUGUAUUGGGGUCUCCAAUGUUUGCCUUGCUUUAUUAA
Molecule: messenger RNA, 155 nt
Organism: Dentiscutata erythropus
Lineage: Eukaryota; Fungi; Glomeromycota; Glomeromycetes; Diversisporales; Gigasporaceae
Source: the annotation of a GenBank genome assembly